AUGGAAGGGGAAUCUUACCACAAUGCUACUACCAUCAAUGGCACCCCAGUGAAUCACCAGCCUUUGGAACGCCACAGGUUGUGGGAAGUCAUCCCCAUCGCAGCUGUGACAGCUGUGGUGAGCCUGAUCACCAUCGUGGGUAACAUCUUAGUCAUGAUCUCGUUCAAAGUCAACAGCCAGCUGAAGACAGUUAACAACUAUUACCUGCUCAGCUUAGCCUGUGCAGAUCUCAUCAUUGGGAUCUUCUCCAUGAACCUCUACACUACCUACAUCCUCAUGGGACACUGGGCUCUCGGGAGUCUGGCUUGUGACCUGUGGCUUGCACUGGACUACGUGGCCAGCAAUGCUUCUGUCAUGAACCUUCUGGUGAUCAGUUUUGACCGAUACUUUUCUAUCACAAGACCCCUGACGUAUCGGGCCAAGCGUACCCCAAAGAGGGCUGGCAUCAUGAUUGGCUUGGCCUGGCUGAUCUCCUUCAUCCUCUGGGCCCCAGCGAUCCUCUGCUGGCAGUACUUGGUUGGGGAGCGGACGGUCCCACCAGAUGAGUGCCAGAUCCAGUUCCUCUCGGAGCCCACCAUCACUUUUGGCACUGCCAUCGCUGCAUUCUACAUCCCUGUUUCCGUGAUGACAAUCCUCUACUGCCGAAUCUACCGGGAAACGGAGAAGCGAACCAAGGACCUGGCCGACCUGCAGGGCUCUGACUGCGUGGCUGAAACUGAGAAGAGAAAGCCAGCUCACGAGGCUCUGCUCACGUCCUGCUUUAGCUGCCCCCAGCCCACACUGGCCCAGAGGGAAAGGAACCAAGCCUCCUGGUCAUCCUCCUGCAGGAGCACCUCCGGCACUGGGAAGCCAUCCCGAGCCACUGGCCCGAGCACGGAGUGGGGCAAAGCUGAGCAGCUAACCACCUGUAGCAGCUACCCCUCCUCAGAAGAUGAGGACAAGCCCACCACUGACCCCGUCUUUCAAGUGGUCUACAAGAGUCAGGCCAAGGAGAGCCCAGGGGAAGAAUUCAGUGCUGAAGAGACCAAGGAGACUUUUGUGAACGCUCAAACUGAAAAAAAUGACUAUGACACCCAAAAAUACUUCCUGUCUCCAGCCACUGCUCAUCGACCCAAGAGUCAGAAGUGCGUGGCCUAUAAGUUCCGACUGGUGGUGAAAGCUGAUGGGACCCAGGAUACCAACAGCGGCUGUCGCAAGGUGAAAAUCAUGCCCUGCUCCUUCCCGGUGUCCAAGGACCAUUCGACCCCUCCCAACGUCAGCCAUCAGAUGACCAAACGAAAGAGGAUGGUCCUUGUCAAAGAGAGGAAAGCAGCCCAGACCCUGAGUGCAAUUCUCCUGGCUUUCAUCAUCACGUGGACUCCUUACAACAUCAUGGUCCUGGUUUCCACCUUCUGCGACAAGUGUGUCCCAGUCACCCUGUGGCACUUGGGCUACUGGCUGUGCUACGUCAAUAGCACUGUCAACCCCAUUUGCUAUGCCCUCUGCAACAGAACCUUCAGGAAGACCUUUAAGAUGCUGCUUCUCUGCCGAUGGAAAAAGAAAAAAGUGGAAGAGAAAUUGUACUGGCAGGGGAACAGCAAGCUCCCCUGA
Messenger RNA from Physeter macrocephalus (sperm whale), 1590 nucleotides. It is a transcript of the gene CHRM5, whose product is annotated as cholinergic receptor muscarinic 5. The transcript has a single exon. Gene Ontology annotation, molecular function: G protein-coupled serotonin receptor activity; G protein-coupled acetylcholine receptor activity. Gene Ontology annotation, biological process: G protein-coupled receptor signaling pathway, coupled to cyclic nucleotide second messenger; adenylate cyclase-inhibiting G protein-coupled acetylcholine receptor signaling pathway; gastric acid secretion. The record is from RefSeq and is a predicted model, not a curated record. Gene Ontology annotation, cellular component: synapse; dendrite; plasma membrane. The coding region runs from base 1 to 1590 and encodes 529 amino acids. Lineage: Eukaryota; Metazoa; Chordata; Mammalia; Artiodactyla; Physeteridae.